CGGCUGGAUGAAGCCGUGGUGAACCGCAUCGCGGCCGGCGAGGUGAUCCAGAGACCGGCCAACGCCAUCAAGGAGAUGAUAGAAAACUGCUUGGAUGCUAAAUCUACCAGUAUCCAGGUGGUGGUUAAGGAAGGUGGUCUGAAGCUCAUCCAGGUCCAGGACAACGGCUGUGGGAUCCGGAAAGAAGAUUUGGACAUUGUGUGUGAGAGAUUCACUACAAGUAAAUUGCAAAAAUUUGAAGACCUGGCUAGUAUUUCCACCUACGGUUUUAGGGGCGAGGCGCUGGCUAGCAUCAGUCACGUUGCCCACGUUACGGUAACAACUAAGACAGCUGAUGCAAAGUGCGCAUACAGAGCUACUUACAGCGAUGGAAAAAUCAAAGCCCCCCCAAAACCCUGUGCUGGAAACCAGGGCACUCAGAUCAUGGUCGAAGAUCUCUUUUACAAUGUAAAUACAAGGAGGAAAGCUUUAAAAAACCCUAACGAAGAAUAUGCAAAGAUACUAGAAGUUGUUAGCAGGUAUGCUAUCCAUAACUCGGGCAUCAGCUUUUCAGUUAAAAAGCAAGGUGAUACCAUGUCAGAUGUUAGAACCUUAUCAAAUGCCUCCACGGUGGACAACAUUAGGUCCAUCUUUGGAAACGCUGUUAGCAGGGAGCUGAUAGAAGUGGGCUGUGAAGAUGCAAGCCUGGCCUUUAAAAUGAAAGGCUACAUCACAAAUGCCAACUACUCUGUGAAGAAAUGUGUAUUUCUACUCUUCAUAAACCAUCGACUGGUAGAGUCGGCUGCUUUGCGGAAAGCCGUAGAAACUGUGUAUGCUGCUUAUUUGCCAAAAAGUACACAUCCCUUCCUAUACUUAAGCCUGGAAAUUGCUCCCCAGAAUGUAGACGUGAACGUGCACCCUACAAAACACGAGGUCCAUUUCCUUCAUGAAGACAGCAUUCUAGACCGCAUUCAGCAACACAUAGAAAGCAAGUUAUUGGGCUCUAACUCUUCAAGAAUGUAUUUCACUCAGACAUUGCUUCCAGGGGCCGACUGUUCUUCCAGCGAAAUUGUAAAAUCAGCAGCAAACUCUUCAGCUGUUACCAAAGGAGCCAGCGAUAAAGUUUGUGCGCAUCAGAUGGUCCGCACCGAUUCCCGAGAGCAGAAAUUAGAUGCUUUUCUUCAGCCAGGGAACAACCCUCGAAGUACAGGCCCUGCCGAAGCGAUGACCGAGGUUAAUGCAGGACCUCCAGAGGGUCAGGUGAGGCCACAGGAUGCCGAAAUGGAAGACGUCAGUGAUCGAGUUGAAACAGCUGUUGUUCAGGAGGACAUAGCGAUGCCUGCAGAGCUGAGUGAGACCAGACGCCUGUCUCCUGAGACGGUGCCUCCUCCUCGAAAGAGAACGCGGGAAGACGCAGACACAGAAAUGGAUCAGGAUGACACUAGAAAGGACAUGACAGCUGCCUGUACCCCUAGAAGAAGAAUUAUCAACUUGACCAGUGUGUUGACUCUCCAGGAGGAAAUCAGUAACCAGGCACAUGCAAAUCUUCUGGAGAUGCUGCAUGACCACUCAUUUGUUGGCUGUGUCAGUCCUCAGUGGGCUCUGGCCCAGUAUCAGACAAAACUGUAUCUUCUCAACACAACAAAACUCAGCCAAGAACUCUUCUACCAGAUACUUAUUUAUGACUUUGCCAACUUUGGAGUCUUAAGGUUGUCUGAGCCAGCUCCUUUAUAUGAGCUUUCAAUGCUCGCUUUAGAAGAUCCUGAAAGUGGCUGGACAGAAGAUGACGGCCCAAAAGAAGGGCUCGCGGAAUACAUCGUGGAGUUUCUGAAAAAGAAGGCUGAAAUGCUCAAAGAUUAUUUUUCUCUUGAAAUCGAUGAGGAAGGAAACCUUACUGGGUUACCACUUCUUAUAGACAACUACAUUCCACCGCUGGAAGGACUGCCUAUGUUUAUCCUUCGCUUGGCCACAGAGGUAAACUGGGAUGAAGAAAAAGAGUGUUUUGAAAGCCUAAGUAAAGAAUUAGCAAUGUUCUACUCCAUUAGAAAGCAGUAUAUAAUAGAUGAAGUCAACUCGACAAACUCUCAGAAUGAAGAUUCUGACUCUGGUUCCACAACAUGGAAAUGGACUGUGGAACAUGUACUUUAUAAAGCUUUUAGGACUCAUCUUUUACCUCCCAAACACUUCACGGAAGAUGGAAACAUUUUGCAGCUUGCUAACCUGCCUGACCUGUAUAAAGUUUUUGAGAGAUGUUGAGCAAGUAGCUCUUGGACUGAUGCAAUUUGUGCUGCAUUCUGUUUUACUUACUUAAUAAUAAAACUGAAAUUUUUGAUGG
Apaloderma vittatum (bar-tailed trogon) is the source of this 2314-nucleotide messenger RNA. It is a transcript of the gene MLH1, whose product is annotated as mutL homolog 1. Gene Ontology annotation, cellular component: MutLalpha complex. Gene Ontology annotation, biological process: mismatch repair. The record is from RefSeq and is a predicted model, not a curated record. The annotation marks the transcript as partial. The transcript has 19 exons. Lineage: Eukaryota; Metazoa; Chordata; Aves; Trogoniformes; Trogonidae. Gene Ontology annotation, molecular function: ATP-dependent DNA damage sensor activity; ATP binding; ATP hydrolysis activity.